UGAACGGGGCCCCCGCCCCCCUUGACUCGCUGACCAGGGUGGGACGCCUCCCUCUCCUCUGGCUUGUAAGAUUCUUACCUCCUCUGACCUACGGGACACCUCCCCCCUCCGACUUAGGAGAUACUCCCUCGUGUGACUGCAGGACCACCCCCUCUGACCUGGGGGACUCGUCCCACCUUCUGACUGGCGCGGCCCACCACCCCCUCUGACUGCAGGACUCCUGGCCCCUCGGACUAGGCUGGGACAUCACCCCCUCUGAGCCUGGAGGAUGCAUUCCCUUCCUGAGGCUUAACUACCCUUGAGGACAACCCUCUCCUGCCCGCUGUGGUUUCAUUACCAGCCUCUCUGACCUCUGCAAGGCUUCUCCUGACCAGUUAGGGAACCCCUCCCCUCUCUGACUGGCACUUUGUCACACCUGCAGCAGGUCAGCGUCCCCCACCCCAGCAGGCCUUCCUCUCCUUCCCCUCUUUCCUUUUGCGCCCAGACUGUCUGCCCUGCCCCCUCUUCCCCCUCACUUCCCCACCUUCUGGUCAGUAUGGGCUCCAUUCCUAGGACAGGCGCUUUGCCCAUCCCUGUGGCUUGUUGUGACCCUUGCCCUCGCGUCCCUAGGCUUGGCAGGCCCCCUUCCGUUUGCCGCACACGUCUUUUUCCCAGGCACCUGAGGGGGGAGACAGGUGCCUCUUAGCACUCCAGCUCUGGUUCCUAUGCCUGCCUCAGGGUAUGUGCUUGACAUCUUUUCCCACCCAAUUCUGAGCAAAUUGUAGAUGUGGGAGCCCGCAUCUGCUGAGGUCGAGUGAAUCUUGCUGGCCUCUCUGUCUAAGGACCAGACCUUAACAAGAGCACGGGGUCUCCGGGGUCCAUGAAAAGGAAGCGGGUGCUGCAGCCCUUUAGGAGCCCUGGGGUCUCUGGGCCUCGCCCUCCUCUCCCUUUGAGGAGCUUGAUUGAGAAAAAUCUUCCUGGGCUGGGCUGUGGGCCUUCCUCCAGCCCCCAGCCUCACCCUACAGGCCUGCCUACAGCCCAGCCUGAGCCUGUGGGCUCGGGAGGGCUCCUCCCAGAACAGCCAGCAAGCAUCCUGCCCCUGGGGCGCCUCCCGGCCGGCCUCAAUAAACCCUCUAUUCGGGCUGAGAGGCACGCCGACCAGCCAGCCACUCCCUCGGCACUUGGUAGGGGUGUUCUGUCCUGAGAGCGUCUUUGGGAGAGGACUCAGGGCAGAGGCGUUGGUCAGGCGCUGUCCGCAGCCUCUGCAGUGGUCUGGGGCCAGGAUUCUCUGUCUUCUCACCUUUUCUCAUCCCAGUUAACCUGAUCUCACAAGGCACUGUGACGUCACAGGGUGGUGGAGGAAAUCCCCUUCAGGCAAGUAUGAUCCUUCCAUUCCUUCUGUUAGCUGAGAGUCUGCUUUCUUCCCCCUAAAGAUGUUACCCAAAUGUAGUUCACCCCUUAUUUUCAUAGCCCACAGCAGUGAUGUGUUUAAGCUGUCGAUACUUGAGGGAUUUCUUACCUGCCAGUCUGAAUGCACCCUGCGCGUGUGCCCAGCCUCCCGGAGCCACAGAGGUGGGGAGGCGGGACCCAGGGUGCAGGAGGAGCGGCUGUUUCCGCCCCACUCCCUGAAUGUGGCCUUUGAGGUGAGCACUUCGGGCUCCCACACACACACCCCUUUCAUCUGAGUCUCGGGACUUCCCAGCAGCAACGUGGCGGUCCUCGUGGCAGCUGUGGAGGGUAGGUGGACACAUGCUCUAGUGUGUUCUCCUUCAGAAACAGAGUACCUCAGAUCUGGGAAUGUGGUCUGGAGUCCUGAAAUGGGUCUACACUGUGAUAAGUCAUUUCUCUAUCGUUCAGAUGAUUGUGGAACGGUACCUAGGACAUUGCGGGGAAAAAGAUAGUGAUGUUACUUUUCCCUUCAGUAACACUCUGGACUGUGGAGAUUCCUGAAAAGAUCUUUUUAAAUGCCAACAUUAGGGGAAUCGAAAACUUUCAUAUUGAUGUUUAACGACCUCUGUGUUGAUUUCCUGUUUCACUAGACCAAGAUGAUCAAUUAGAAAAAAAAUAAUCCUGAUGAUAGAGAAAUCUGUUUGGGAAGGUGUUCAGUUUUCCCGUUUCUUUUGCUUUUUUUUUUUUUCUUUUUAUCCUACUUGUUUUCCUGUAGUAGGUCCAGUCAUUAAGUGGAACUCACAGCUUCAGGUUCUGAAGCAGAGCCCGACUUCCAUUCGUGUUCAGCUGGAGGAACAAUCCAUGGGGAAUGAGGCAGGAAUAGGGCUCCAUACAGCAGUGUGCAGAUGGGGCCAGACCUGCUACUGGUGUUUCUGCGGGUGUACCCCGGAGCUGGAACAGUGACCCGGAUGGGAGAUUGGACAAGUACAGACUGAGAAGGAGCCAGCAGAGCAGGUCCCGCCUGCCCUUCAGUCUGAUGCCCGUCCAGCUCUCCAGCCCCCCGGAAUGGAAUGAGUCUAUGCACUCUCUCCGGAUCAGCGUGGGGGGCCUUCCCGUGCUGGCGUCCAUGACCAAGGCCGCGGACCCCCGCUUCCGCCCCCGCUGGAGGGUGAUCUUGCCGUCCUUCGUGGGCGCUGCCGUCCUCUGGCUGCUGUACGCCCACCGCCCUCCUCCUGGCCGGCCCCCCCUGCCCAAUGCCCACAACUGGAGGCUCGGCCAGCUGCCUGCUGCCCGGUACAAUGACACCUACCCGCUGUCUGUCCCCCAGAGGACAACGGGCGGGACGCGAUACCGGAUCGCCGUUAUCGCCGACCUGGACACAAAGUCCAGGGCCCAGGAGGAGAACACCUGGGUCAGUUACCUGAAGAAGGGUCACCUGACCCUGUCAGACAGCGGGGACCAGGUGGCUGUGGAAUGGGACCAAGGCCAUGAGGUCUUGGAGUCCCACCUGGCGGAAAAGGGGCGGGGCAUGGAGCUGUCAGAUCUGAUCGUCUUCAAUGGGAAGCUCUACUCAGUGGACGACCGGACAGGCGUGGUCUACCAGAUCGACGGCUCCAGGGCCGUGCCCUGGGUCAUCCUGUCCGACGGUGACGGCACUGUGGGGAAAGGCUUCAAAGCCGAGUGGCUGGCCGUGAAGGAUGAGCAUCUGUAUGUGGGCGGCCUGGGCAAGGAGUGGACCACCGCCACGGGGGAGGUGCUGAAUGAGAACCCGGAGUGGGUGAAGGUGGUGGGCUGCAGAGGCAGCGUGGACCACGAGAACUGGGUGUCCAGCUACAACGCCCUGCGGGCCGCUGCUGGGAUCCGGCCGCCAGGCUACCUCAUCCACGAGUCCGCCUGCUGGAGCGACACGCUGCAGCGCUGGUUCUUCCUGCCGCGCCGCGCCAGCCACGAGCGCUACAGCGAGAGGGACGACGAGCGUCGGGGCACCAACCUGCUGCUGAGCGCCGCCCAGGACUUUGGGGACAUCACCGUGCGGCACGUGGGGGCGGUGGUCCCCACCCACGGCUUCUCCUCUUUCAAGUUCAUCCCCAACACCGACGACCAGAUCAUCGUGGCCCUCAAGUCCGAGGAAGACGGCGGCCAGAUCGCCACCUACAUCAUGGCCUUCACGCUGGACGGACGCUUUCUCCUGCCCGAGACCAAGAUCGGCAGUGUGAAGUAUGAGGGCAUAGAGUUCAUCUGAACUGAGAAAAGUCAAGAUGACGAGCAAGGCCGAGGGGUGGACAGUUUUAAGCUACGUCAGGACUCAAGUUUUAUAAAAAACCCAAGGACUGCACUUUCAUGUGAUUAGUUUAUCUUUCUGUUUUGUUUUGUUUUGUUUUUUUGAACUCUUGAGGUGUGUGCCUGGUUUAGAAAUUUCCAGAAUUGGGAGCUCAGCCCCAGCCUGAGAAUGUGGCUUCUCAGAGGGGAACGGAAGUGGCGGGGUGGUGGGGUAUCCCAGAACUACAGGCUGGACAUUUCCCUGCGCUGCCACCUGGUGGUUGAAGCUAAUCAUUGCAGGCAUCUUGAUUCGGCUCUUUCUUCCAUCUGACCUCCUUUUCUUUUCUCUCCAUUUCUUCUUCUGUUCAAUAAAUAUUUCUUGAGCUCCUACUGUGUGUCCAGCACUGUGCCCUCUCUGGGAACCCAGCAGUGAGUCUGAAGUGGGGCUGACAGCUUGGCGCUCCUGGGCCACCCCUCAUCUCUCCCUUGUGAACCUCAGGCAUUAAAUUCACCCCUCCAGGCCCCUGGAAAAGAACCUGUUUAUACUGCAGGACCUCACAGGGCUGUGAGAGCAAGGUCAGGCCUCCGGGAACACGUCUGCUCAAAGUGCCACAAGAGAGGACACAGGCCCACCGUCUGCCCCCACGUCAAACUUCUCCAUUCAAGGGACUGGCCUUGUAUUCUGUCUUCAGGAAAAUUCUAUGUGUGCGUAGCACUUUGAAGUUUUAAUUAUUAGCUUAUAUAUUAAUUAAGUUUCCUUUCUUAUAAAAUGGAAUCGGCAAAUCUUAUCAAGAGCAAAGUCCUGUAUUUAAGAAAUUCAUUCCCAGCAGUGAAGAAAAUGGUAAUUAAGAAGUUACAGUUGGUAAGGCAAGUUUUCAAGCAUUUCUAAGUCCUUGGCCAAAGGAUACAGUGAUAAGGAUACAAUACCUUUUUCUGGCAAUUAUCAGAAAUUGCCAUUCCUUGAAAGACUUCUGUGAAUGACUUGAAUGUGUAAUUCCUGAGUCAAGAGGGGCCCCAAGUUCUGGCAAGCCUGCACCUGGCCCCCGACGCCGGGGCUCCCUUACCCUGGAGUUUGUGGACAAGGCCUGCCUGGUCCAGCAGUUUCUGCCCUGGCCUUUUAUUUCUCCACUUCCCUGUGGGAGUUCUGCAGCCUUUUCUUUGUAGAAAUGUCACAGAAACUUUGGCAUGCCUUAGUCCCUGUGGUCUCUUCUCCAUACCCCAGGGUAAAGGUGGAGGGUUUCAGACACAGGUCAGCCAGAACCACAGCCUAGAAGGGCCAUCACCAUCAGCCCAUGGUGCCCCUCACCCAGAAGCUACCUCACCUCUCAGGAGAAUGUAGGAUUUGCGAUGGCCAGGAAGUGCCGUGUUUUAGGCUCUGGCUGUUGCCUUGUGAACCCCCGUUUCAUAGACUUUUCCCACUUUGGAAUUUUAAUACAAAUGCUUGGAGGGGACCCAGGAAGGAUCCCUCUUUCCUGCACUGGUUGUUUCUUCCACUAUAAAACGAAUGGCAGAAGAACAGAAAACAGGGUUUUGAACAGACAUGUCUCUCUAGAACUCAGCUCCCACUGUACACAGUCUGAAGGCCCAAGUCUUUUCUGACUUUGCUUUCCUGGGCUCCCUGACCCACCUCCUUGAUAAAUAUCCACGACAUUCAGGGCUGUGUGAUAUUAAAAAUACCAGAGAUGAAAUUAGGAAGGUUGGAGGACUAGGGAUAGUCACUGGGUUGAGAUCUAAGACCCAGGUGCCCAGAAGCUCCAUUUUCACACAGUCAGUGAUUUUCAAGUAUUUUAAAGCUAGACUUUACCCCCACCCCCACCCCAUUCGCUGCUGUAAGCAUAAUGAUUGUGUUCCUUCCUACUGGAACCAUUGUUUUGUAAACAAUAAAGUGAAUUCUCUUUGUC
This is a messenger RNA of Odocoileus virginianus texanus, 5528 nucleotides long. The record is from RefSeq and is a predicted model, not a curated record. NCBI's taxonomy places the organism in Eukaryota, Metazoa, Chordata, Mammalia, Artiodactyla, Cervidae.